CAUUGACUGUCUUCUUACCUUUGAACCUAUCACUGCAACUUGAGCUUAGAGCAACCAUACAACCAACUAAUCAGUAUACCUCUGAACCAACAGAACAAACCAACAUGUCGUCUCCAACUGCCAACCAAUCCUACAACUACGUUUACACCAACACCUCUGGUGGCUCGACUUACACGGGAGGCCAGGCCGCUUCCACCAGCACCAUGCUUAACCAGUGGGCCACCACCCAAGACCGCACAGAACGAUUCUACGUCACAGGCCAAAGAACUGGUCACGGUGUCUGGGAAGGAAUGGAUAAGACUAUGGCUUUCGACAGAGAUUUUAAUCGAACGAAAUGAGCAUAUCAAUGGAUAUGUGUUGUAAUAAAGGAUCGGGAGGGUUGUGGCUGUGAACUUUUAGCGGGGCGUUGGGGAUAGAAUUGAAGCCUUUAAGUCGUUUCCUUCUGGGCAUUGUAUAACAGAAUCGGCAGUUCACCUCUGAUAGAAUAAACUUUUUUUCUCAA
Messenger RNA from Fusarium oxysporum Fo47, 502 nucleotides. RefSeq lists its product as uncharacterized. The record is from RefSeq and is a predicted model, not a curated record. Lineage: Eukaryota; Fungi; Ascomycota; Sordariomycetes; Hypocreales; Nectriaceae. Bases 105 to 338 code for a protein of 77 amino acids. The transcript has 2 exons.